UCUGCCGAAUAGAUUUCAGGGCCUAUAAAAGGACGAGCAGCAUUCGCCUGUGGCUCAUUCGAUGUACGUCUUUCGCGGCAGAUUUCUCUCAAAAUCCUUCGUCCUUUGGCAGUGCCACAAUAUGCAUCGUCUGUUGUUCCGCCCCAGCGUCUGUGUUCUCUUCCUGCUGCUGGUUGACUCCUUCAGCACCCACAAGAAUGCCAAGCGCAACGAGAUCGAUUCCUGGGAGGACCUCAACAAAGAGAUUAGCUUCGAUACGACCAUCACGAAUCUUGGGCUCAAUGUCAACGACACGGGCGACAACAGCAGGAUGUUCGAGCGGACCAGGGAUCCGAAGCAUCAGCAGAUGGGACGCAUGACGGAGAGCGAACUCAGCCAGAUGCGUGUCUACAAUGUGGGCGUGCUGAUGGCCUCCCAUUUGGAUUCCCCAUUCGAUCUGGAGCGCUGCGGACCGGCCGUGGACCUGGCCUUGGAUCAGAUAAACAAGCUCUUCCUGCGACCCCACAACAUUACGCUCGCAAAGAAGAAGGCCAGCUACCCAUCCUGCUCGGGCGCCCGUGCACCCGGACUGGCUGCAGACAUGCACUUCCAGGACGACGUCAUCGCCUUCAUUGGACCAGCCUGCGCAUUCGCCCUUGAGCCGGUGGCUCGUCUGGCCGCCUACUGGAACACCCCCAUCAUUACGGGCAUGGGGGAUCAGCCCCCGUCCUCGGAGGGGGAGCUGACUGUUACCUCUGGCAUCCUGGGCAGAAUACACAAGUGGAAGAAUGAGAAUACGGGAAUGUUCAAGGACAAGUCAAAGUAUCCCACACUCACGCGCAUGUCCUACUGCCAGUGCAGGCUCAUCCUGGUCUUUGCCAGCGUCUUUCGCCAGUUCAAUUGGAAGCAUGUGGCCCUGCUGGUGGACAGAUCGGAGCUCUUCUCGUGGACGGUGGGCAAGAAUCUCGAGUACGGACUGCGGCAGGAGGGACUGCUGAGCUUUGUCCGCGAGCUAAAUGGCAACGAGGAGGAGAUCUAUGAGAACUAUCUGAGGGAUGCCAGCAUGUAUGCCAGAGUCGUUAUUUUAUCUGUGCGUGGGGUCUUGGUGCGAAAGUUCAUGCUGGCGGCCCACAGCCUGGGCAUGACCAACGGCGAGUGGGUCUUCCUGGACGUGGAGAUAUUCCAGAGCGACUACUGGGGCGACAAGGGCUGGGAGAUGAAGGACGGGCAGGAUGCGCGAGCGCGCAAGGCAUACGAGGCACUUCUGAGGGUGAGCCUCCUGCAGCCGACGAGUCCCAAGUUUCAGGAUUUUGCGGACAAUGUACGGGAGAAUGCGCUCUACGACUACAACUACACGUUUGGCGAGGGCGAGGAGGUGAACUUCUUCAUUGGCGCCUUCUACGAUGGCGUUUAUCUGCUGGGCAUGGCCCUGAAUGAAACCCUGACCGAGGGCGGCGACAUCCGGGAUGGGGUGAACAUCACGCGACGCAUGUGGAAUCGCACCUUUGAGGGCAUCACCGGCCACGUGCGCAUCGAUGACAAUGGCGACCGGGAUGCGGACUACUCGAUCCUAGAUCUGGAUCCCAUAAAUGGAAAAUUUUCCGUCGUCGCUCAUUAUUCCGGUGUCCACAAGGAAUAUGCAGCUGUGCAUGGCAAGAAGAUUCACUGGCCGGGCGGACGGGAGGAGCCGCCGCCGGAUGUGCCGCCCUGUGGCUUCCUGGGCAAUUCUCCGGACUGUCAUGACAAUGAGUCCACCAUUAUGUAUUCCAUAUUCGGCCUGUUCCUCUUUCUGGGUCUCGUCUUCCUCGUGAUUUGCUUGCUGCAAAAGCAAAUGAAGCUGAGCAAGGAGCUGAACAACAUGUCCUGGCGGGUGAGACCCGACGAUGUGCUCAUCGAAAUGGGCGGCAUGUUCGGCUCCAAGGGCGGCCUGCAGCGCCUCGACGUGGAGAAUAUCUCGCUGCAACAGUUUGGCAUCCACUCCGGUCGCGCCUCCAUAGCCAGCUUCACGUCGCUGCCGCCGCAGGUGUACACGACGAUUGGCCAGUUCAAGGGCGAGCGCGUGGCCAUCAAGAAGGUGAACGUGAAGAAGGUAGAGCUGACGCCCCAGCUGCUGUGGGAGAUCAAGCAGGCGCGCGACGUGAGCCACGAGAACACUGUGCGGUUCGUGGGCGCCUGCAUUGAUCUGCCCCGUCCCACGGUGCUAAUCCUCACGGAGUAUUGUUCGCGCGGCAGCCUGAAGGAUGUGCUGGAGAACGAGGCCAUCGAGCUGGACUGGAACUUCCGCAUGUCCCUCGUCCACGACAUUGUCAAGGGCAUGAGCUAUCUGCACAACAGCGACGUGGCGGCCCAUGGCAAGCUGCGCUCCUGCAACUGCCUCAUCGACGGCAGAUUUGUGCUCAAGAUAUCCGACUUUGGCCUGGCCACGCUGACCACGCCCUCGGACUUUGUGCGGGAUCAGAACUACUACUUGAAGCUCCUUUGGAUCGCGCCCGAGCUGCUGCCUCUGACAUCCAUCCCUGGCUGCUGUCCGGCCACCCAACGCGGCGAUGUCUACUCGUUUGGCAUCAUUCUGGAGGAGAUUGUGAACCGUGGCGGGCCCUACCAGGAGGCGCGCCAGCAGAUGGAUGUCCACACCAUCCUCCACAAGGUGCGGCAAUGCAAUGGGUUUCGGCCGCUCAUCAGGGAGCGAGAGUGUCCACCGGACCUACUAGAGCUAAUGGAAAAGUGCUGGGCGGACAACCAGGAGGAGCGGCCUGCCUUCUCCACGAUCCGCAGCAACAUACGCACCAUCAUGAAGGGCUUCUGCGAGAACCUAAUGGACGAUCUGCUGAACCGCAUGGAGCAGUAUGCCAACAAUCUGGAGAGCCUCGUGGAGGAGAAAACGCGCCAGCUGAGUCUGGAGAAGCAGCGCACGGAGGAGCUGCUGUACCAGAUAUUGCCGCGACCCGUGGCCCAGCAGCUGAUGGCCGGGGAUCUGGUGGAGCCGGAGGAGUUCAGCAGCGUCACCAUUUACUUCAGCGACAUUGUGGGCUUCACGGAGCUUUGCGCCCGCAGCAGCCCCAUGGAUGUGGUGAACUUCCUGAACGAUCUGUACAGCACCUUCGACCGGAUCAUCGGCUUCUACGACGUCUACAAGGUGGAGACAAUUGGCGACGCCUACCUGGUGGUCUCCGGCCUGCCCGAGCCCAAUGGCGAUAAGCACGCCCGGGAGAUCGCCCUGAUGGCACUGGACAUACUCCAGGCCGUCAGCUCCUUUAAUCUGAGGCACAAGCCGGAGUACAAGAUCCAGAUUCGCAUUGGUAUGCACUCCGGGUCCGUCUGUGCCGGCGUCGUGGGCAAGAAAAUGCCCCACUACUGCCUCUUCGGGGACACCGUGAAUACCGCAUCGCGCAUGGAGAGCACCGGCCAGCCCGGCAAGAUUCACGUGUCCUCCGCCACGAAGGCCAUUCUGGACAAGUUUGGCACCUUCCAGUUGGAGCAGCGCGGCGAUGUGGAGCUCAAGGGCAAGGGCACCAUGACCACCUACUGGCUGAACAGCACCAGCGAGGCCGAUGCACGCCCCCCGACACCGCAGAUCCUGAGCACCGACGAAGUGCCAUUCCCACUACUCUUCGCCGGCAUGGGAAAGUGAA
This is a messenger RNA of Drosophila obscura, 3611 nucleotides long. RefSeq names its product atrial natriuretic peptide receptor 1. The record is from RefSeq and is a predicted model, not a curated record. Gene Ontology annotation, molecular function: protein kinase activity; peptide receptor activity; ATP binding. NCBI's taxonomy places the organism in Eukaryota, Metazoa, Arthropoda, Insecta, Diptera, Drosophilidae. Gene Ontology annotation, biological process: cGMP biosynthetic process; receptor guanylyl cyclase signaling pathway; intracellular signal transduction. Gene Ontology annotation, cellular component: membrane.